This is a messenger RNA of Myxocyprinus asiaticus (Chinese sucker), 4086 nucleotides long. Its product is annotated as potassium voltage-gated channel subfamily S member 2-like. Gene Ontology annotation, cellular component: membrane; voltage-gated potassium channel complex. NCBI's taxonomy places the organism in Eukaryota, Metazoa, Chordata, Actinopteri, Cypriniformes, Catostomidae. Gene Ontology annotation, molecular function: voltage-gated potassium channel activity; protein binding. The coding region runs from base 350 to 1768 and encodes 472 amino acids. Gene Ontology annotation, biological process: regulation of delayed rectifier potassium channel activity; protein homooligomerization; potassium ion transmembrane transport. The record is from RefSeq and is a predicted model, not a curated record. The transcript has 2 exons.
AUGUUUUCUCUCUCACGUCUUUGUAUAUUCAGAGCAAAUGAGGGUUCAUUGGCACACUGUCGGAUGCUUUCAGGAGCUCUUAAGGAGCAUUUUGGGGACAAAAUCGUCAAUUUCCUCUUUGACCUCGUUACUCGCUUGAUUCAGCGUCGUGCGCGCGCCUGCAGCUGUACGCGUGUCGCGUGAAAGGCGGGAAUAUCGCGAUGAAAAGCUGCACAGUCUCGUGAGAGAACAACAUUGAUGCUGCUUUCCCAACGACGUGAGUGUAUUUCCAUCCCUCAUCUCACCAGAGCCAUGCCAUCUCAGAAACUCAUUUCUACAGAUUGGCUUUUUUAACAUUUACUGAACAGUCAUGACAGGACAGAGCUCUUCUGCUCCAGAGGAGGGCGCUAUUCAAAUCAACGUGGGAGGCUUCAGGCGACGACUUCUGUCAAAGAGACUAUCUCGCUUCCCCGAGACAAGACUCGCGCGCUUGCUGCUGUGUCGCUCCAAAGAAUCCAUUCUUGAGUUGUGUGACGAUUACGAUGAUUCUGAAAAGGAGUUUUACUUUGACCGGAAUCCAGCGCUCUUUCCUUAUGUUUUACAUUUUUACAACACAGGAAGGCUACACGUCAUGGGUGAACUAUGCAUUUUUUCUUUCAGCCAAGAAAUCGAGUAUUGGGGCAUCAACGAGUUCUUCAUCGACUCUUGUUGCAGCAGCACUUACCACUGCCGUAAGAUGGAGCCCGAGCCGAUGGACUGGGACGACAAGAGUGAAGAGGGCAGCACGACUUCCUCUUUCGAUGAGAUCUUGGAAUUUUACAAUGAUGCCGGUAAAUUUGACAAGCAGCCACUUGGGAGCAUCCGACGCAGGAUCUGGUUGAUGUUGGACAAUCCGGGAUAUUCCCUCCCCAGCCGGGUCAUCAGUAUUUUCUCCAUUCUGGUCGUGUUGGGCUCCAUCGCCACCAUGUGUAUGAACAGCAUGAACGAGUUCACGCUCCUGGACGGCGACGGCAGCCCGCGUGAGGACCCUCGCUUCGAGACCAUGGAACAUUUGGGAAUAGGCUGGUUCACGUUCGAACUGGUGGCCCGAUUCGCUGUAGCACCAGACCUUCUCCACUUCUUCGAACACCCACUUAACCUGAUCGACCUGGUGUCCAUCUUACCGUUUUACCUCACCUUGAUGAUUAACCUGGUGGCAGAGAGCAGCCCGGCACUGGCCAACCUGGGUCGAGUCGCUCAGGUGUUGAGACUGAUGAGAAUCUUUCGCAUCCUGAAGCUGGUUCGUCACUCCACGGGCCUGCGGUCUCUCGGCGCCACACUCAAAAACAGCUAUAAAGAGAUCGGCCUGCUGUUGCUGUACUUGGCCGUCGGAGUGUCGUUUUUCUCCGUCAUGGCCUACACCGUCGAGAAAGAGGACAACGAGGGAUUGAGCACCAUUCCGGCCAGCUGGUGGUGGGCAACGGUGAGCAUGACCACUGUAGGCUACGGAGACGUGGUUCCUGACUCCGUCGCAGGAAAACUCACAGCCUCGGCUUGCAUCCUCGCCGGAAUAUUAGUCGUAGUGCUUCCGAUCACUUUGAUAUUUAAUAAGUUUUCUCUGUUCUAUAAGAGACAGAAACAGUUGGAGGUCAUUAUGAGGACCUGCGACUUCGACGGGGGAAUGAAAGAGGCUCCGUCCAUGAAUCUGAGGAAUUAUUAUGCUCAUAAAGUCAAAACACUGAUGGCCAGUCUGUCCAACAUGAGUCGCAGUUCACCCAGUGAUCACAGUUUAAACGAGUCUCUUAAUUAGACAGGAAUGAGUCGUCGUCACUUAACUGUGUCUGUGUGCGUUUGUGGAUCUCACACAUCAUUCUGCUUUUAAUAGCAAGACACACAUAAAAGAUACUCUGUAUUUGGAUUGUGUACAGACUUUAUUGUUUUGUGGUUAAUGUUCGCUGUCUUUGACUCUUAAAUUAAUAAAAGGUCCAGCAUUCAUUAGGAAUUUUAAAUUUGUAUCUUUUAGUGGUACAUAGAUCAGAACAAUUGAGGCCGAUCACCGAUAUUUUAACACAGUAAUCGGCCGAUACCAAUCCGAUAACCGAUUUUUCUUUUUAAAGCGCCCUUUGCCACACUUUUGCAAGUUAUAUGCUGCAGUCAUAUGCAGUAGCAGUGUUAACCACCACGCUAACCACGCAAUCGCAUGGGGACAUUUUCCGGUCGGAAAGCUGCGCAAAAUGCUCAAGUGGUGACGAGCAACGCGCUGUUCUGUGUUCACGUACAAAUAUGCUGUUUUCAGCCGUCUGUGAGCGGUUCACGUGCAUUAUGAAGGUAAAAUGCUGCAGGUGCAUCCGUUCACGCAAUUCCAAACAUUUGGUGCCGCUUAAAGUUAUUAUACAAAACAGCGUUUCACCAGAUUUGCAAUGAGGAAACAGAAAAAUAGAGUUUGUCAGUCAAAAUAAAAGCUCCAGGCGAAGUAAAUACAACAGAAAUAUAAUACUGUUGUAUAAAACAAAUCCACAAAAUAAUAACAAUUCAGUAUCAUAUUACAAUAAUAAACUUGGUUAGACAAUAAUAAAUAAUAUUCAUCUGGGUUCCAAAAUAUAAGUGAAGUUUAAUUUACAAAUAAUGUUUUGUAAAAAUAUAUGUAGGUAAAAAUAGCUUUUUUAUUACUGUAUUGGUGCAGAUAAAUUAUAUUUAUUAUAUUAAAUUUAAUAUCAUUCUUCCUUGUGUUCAUUUAGAGGAAAAACUGUGGAAAACAUGCAUUCAUUAAUUUAAUUACAUGUAAUUUCUCCCGGUUGUACGCCGAAAGGAGGCCCCCGGCUGGACGUUUGCUUGGGGCCUCGGAAAUCAUGGCCCCUGGGAAUAUGUUUAUGCCCCACAAAAAUUACAUUCAAUUUACAGAAAUUGUGAAAUGCUAACAUUUAUUUGAAUUGAAAACAGUUAUGAAUAGUUCUGUUGUCACUAUCAAAUAUGAGAGCAUCACACACAGCAGAGAUACUCAAAAAUAAGAGCCAUUAUAAUAAGCUACAAAACCGCUCUAGAAAGAAAUCAUUAGUAUCUAUGAUAUGUUUACCAUCUUUGCCGUAUGUUGUAACACAAAUCACUAAUUAUUAAGCAACUGCGUGAAGAUGGUAUCUUUGAAAUCUAAUUCAAAAUCAUAUUUGUGAGCUUUAGUGUUUUGUCACUGUAUUAAGCUUCAAGGGUGUUUGAUGAUUUAACGUUACACUUUGAUCACUAGAUUUUAUACAGUGAUAUAAAGUAUCUGUAAAUGAAGGUCUUCUGUCAUUCAGGUGAGGUCUUUACUCCUGCUGUUUAACACAUCUCUUAUGAAGAGGUUAAAUGUCCUUCAACAAAGGAUUUUCAGGUCAUAUUUUGAAUAUUUUGUUUUUUUGCCGUUUGUACACCACGUUUUUAUUUAAUUGUUUAGUGAUUGCAGAGAUCAUUUUAACCACUGCCUUUUAAUUAGUAGUUUUGUUUUUGAUUUGAUCAUUUGAGAUCAAAUGUAAAUGCAGCAUGUGACCCGGCUAGGGAAAGCCUCAGAGAUUUGUGUACAUUAUGAACGAUAUAUAGUUCACAUUUAAAUGUCAUAAAUGUGUUUAGAUGUGUCACUGCGGUGUUUUAAGUUGUGGAUGUGGAGACAGUGUUGCAGCAGGUACUGUAUAUACGGUAUAUGUGCUCUUAUUCAAUGGCAGAAGGCGAUAGCUUUCACCAGCCCUGUAUCAGAAUCUGGUCAUUUUAGCAGGCCUACCAGACACUGAGUAGAAAAAUGGCUUGUCAAACAGAUGAUUGUGCUCAGUUAUUAAUAAAACAAAUUUAAUCACAGAGGAAAAUUCUGUACUCUGUAAAUGUAAAGCACAGGAUUUCUUUAACAGAUGUGACUUCAAUACAUGUUCCUGAUCUUACUGUAAAUGAUUCAUCAGUGCACAUUAUUUCAAAGAAACAGAAGUUUGUCUUAGUAAUAUUUCAUCAAAAUAUAAUAACUUGCUCCACCUCUAAAACAACUUUUCAGCUGACCAUCUGUCAAAUAGAGAUGCUUUACACCAUCUAAUCAAGUCCUGCCCUACAUUUCUCUCUCUCGCUGAAUAUCCUGUUGCACUUGUAAAAUUGUCACAUUAUGGAAAUAAAAUC